Cryphonectria parasitica EP155 is the source of this 1672-nucleotide messenger RNA. RefSeq names its product NADH-ubiquinone oxidoreductase. Gene Ontology annotation, molecular function: FMN binding; NADH dehydrogenase (ubiquinone) activity; 4 iron, 4 sulfur cluster binding. The coding region runs from base 52 to 1551 and encodes 499 amino acids. The record is from RefSeq and is a predicted model, not a curated record. NCBI's taxonomy places the organism in Eukaryota, Fungi, Ascomycota, Sordariomycetes, Diaporthales, Cryphonectriaceae. The transcript has 3 exons.
GCCAAUUGGCAAACCGACACCGCUCGCCCGGGCAAGCAUCAUCUCUUCACGAUGUUAUCAAGGACAGCAGCACCGACCACAAAGGUCUCCGCCCAGACCCUCUCGAGGGUUGUGGCGCCCGCAGCGACCGGCACGCAGCAGCAAGCCCGAGGCUUCGCGACCGUCCAAGAUGGCCCACCAAAGAGGCACUACGGCGGGCUCAAGGACCAGGACCGCAUCUUCCAGAACCUGUACGGCCGCUACCCGCCCGACCUGAAGCACGCGAAGAAGAUGGGAGACUGGCACAAGACGAAGGAGAUCCUGCUCAAGGGCCACGACUGGAUCAUUGGCGAGAUCAAGGCGUCGGGUCUGCGGGGAAGAGGAGGCGCUGGUUUCCCUUCGGGGCUGAAAUGGUCUUUCAUGAACCCUAAGGGAUGGGAGAACGAUAAGAAACCCCGCUACCUAGUCGUCAACGCAGACGAGGGUGAGCCCGGCACCUGCAAGGACCGUGAGAUCAUGCGCAAGGACCCCCACAAGCUGGUCGAAGGCUGUCUCGUCGCCGGCCGCGCCAUGAACGCUACUGCUGCCUAUAUCUACAUCCGCGGCGAGUUCUACCACGAGGCCGCAAUCCUGCAGGAGGCUAUCAACGAGGCCUAUGCGGACGGACUGAUCGGCAAGAACGCGUGCGGCUCAGGCUACGACUUUGACGUGUACCUGCACCGCGGUGCCGGAGCUUACGUCUGCGGCGAGGAGACCAGCUUGAUCGAGUCGCUCGAGGGCAAGCCCGGAAAGCCCAGACUCAAGCCUCCUUUCCCUGCGGCCAUCGGUCUGUUCGGCUGUGCGUCGACUGUGGCCAACGUCGAGACCGUCUCAGUGGCGCCUACGAUCUGCCGAAGAGGCGGCAGCUGGUUUGCUGGUUUCGGCCGAGAGCGGAAUCAGGGCACCAAGCUGUUCUGCAUUAGCGGCCACGUCAACAACCCCUGCACUGUCGAGGAGGAGAUGAGCAUCUCCAUGCGGGAGCUGCUGGAGAAGCACUGCGGCGGUGUCCGUGGAGGCUGGGACAACUUGCUGGCCGUCAUUCCUGGCGGGUCGUCUACACCUAUCCUGCCCAAGCACAUCUGCGAUGACCAGAUCAUGGACUUUGACGGCCUGAAGGACAGUCAGUCCGGUCUUGGCACCGCUGCUGUCAUCGUCAUGGACAAGAGCACCGAUGUUGUUCGUGCCAUUGCCCGGUUAUCUCACUUCUACCGCCACGAAUCCUGCGGCCAGUGCACGCCUUGUCGUGAGGGCAGCAAGUGGACGGAGCAGAUCAUGAGCCGAUUCCAGCAUGGCAUGGGUCGUGAGAGGGAGAUCGAUAUGUUGCAGGAGCUGACGAAGCAGGUUGAGGGUCACACUAUUUGUGCUCUCGGCGAGGCUUUCGCGUGGCCCAUCCAGGGUCUUAUUCGACACUUCCGACCAGAGCUCGAGAAGCGCAUGCAGGAUUACGCCCAGAAGACUGGUGGCUCGGCCCUGGCUGGUGGCUGGACACACGACACGAGGGCACAGGGACACUUGGUUGCUCCGGGCCAGUAAGGGCUGCGUGGUUUGGGAGGAGGGGGAAGGGAGAGGGGAUGAUAGUUAGACUGGUUUCGCAGGCACUGGCGUUGCAUGCGUGGUUUUUCGAAAAAGAAUAAAUGAUCGAACUGUAUAUUGG